Molecule: messenger RNA, 1770 nt
Organism: Seminavis robusta
Lineage: Eukaryota; Bacillariophyta; Bacillariophyceae; Naviculales; Naviculaceae
Source: the annotation of a GenBank genome assembly
UAAAUCAAAAAGCCAGCAGAUCGAAUGAUUGGAUCCAGGAGGCUCAUUAUUUUCGACGCUUCGGAGAAAAGCAAUCAGAAGAAGCCUCAUUUCAACCAAAGCAUCGUCGAGGAGUGAGUGAGUCCAAGAGAGUCCAGCAACUGGCACUACAAAGAAUAAUCAAUCAAUCACAAGAAACAGAAGAAAACAGAAACUGAACUAACUAGCUAGCUAUCUAUCAUGGAAAACCCAAGUGAUUCUGACGACGACGAUGAAGCCCCUCUCUUGGUGGCCCUUGACGAUGACGAAGCUCCACUUUUGGUCGCCGUGGAUGAGGAUGAUGAUCAGAAAGUCGACCCAACUGUAGAAGCACAACCUCUUCUGCUGCAAGACCAGCCUGCUGUGUUGCCUCCUUGUCCCGUAACGAUUUUAUCGGGUUUCCUGGGCAGUGGCAAGACAACGUUGAUUCAGUACAUUCUAAAGUCGCCGGUCCAUAAAAAACGGAUUGCCGUCAUUGAAAAUGAAUUUGGCGAAGGAUUGGCCAUUGAAACAUUGAUUGCCAAGGAUGGAGUUGACAAUUCCAGUCUCGCAGAUUUCAUUGAACUUCCCAAUGGAUGUGUCUGUUGUACGGUCAAGGAUUCACUCGUCGAAACUCUUGAAAAUCUACUCGAAAAACGACAAGACCUCGAUUAUAUCAUUAUUGAAGCCAGUGGCAUGGCCAAUCCAGGCCCCAUUGCUUCUGUCUUUUGGUUGGAUGAAGAACUAGACUCACGGCUGCGUUUGGACGGAGUUGUCACAUUGGUAGAUGCCUACCACAUUACCAAACAAUUGCAAGAAACAGAAGAAGCAUCGCAACAAGUCGCAUAUGCCGAUCGAAUACUCCUCAACAAAAUUGACUUGAUCCAACAACAACAAACAACAAGUGUGGACCAGCUUCAUGCGACGCUCCAACGAAUCAAUCCCACGGCUCCCAUUCGCAAUACGACAUUUUCUCAAGUACCCGAUCUGGAAUGGAUUCUCGAUGCCAAUUGUUAUGACGAACACAACAACAAACAGCAGCAACCAGACAACAAUAGCGAUGGAAAACUCCAUCAGCAAAUUGAGAAACUCGUCUCGGAAAUGGCGGAAGGAGAACAUUCUCAUUCUCAUGACCAUGGAGAUCACACUGUGGACGACUGUGCCACUUGCCAAAAACAAUUGGAGGAACAACAUUCGCAUACCAGCGCCGUCUCCACGCUGGCAUUCAAGGAACAGGGAACCAUGAGUUUGGAACGAUUGAAUGCCUGGAUGGCUUCCGUGCUGUGGCCCAAUCAAGACGAAAAGGAUGAAGUGCUGCGAGCAAGACUAGAACAACAACUGCAAGAAGAACAGCAACAAUCCACAGCUACUCCUGAUGCCACGCAGAAACAAAGCAAUGGCAACAACAAUAAUGAUAAUCAACAGCAGCAAAUCUUUCGAAUCAAAGGUGUCGUCUCGGUACGAUGUCAAAAAGACAAGAUGGAGGAACAGGAGUUUCAGUCGUUCUGUGAUGGCAAAACAGGAAUCGACAAGCGAAGGUAUAUUGUACAGGCUGUCUAUGAUAUUUGGGACAUUCAUGCUUCCACAGAAGACUUCUCUGCAGAGGAGGACCGAGAAUGCAAGCUGGUGGUUAUCGGUCGUCACUUGCAGCGACAUGAUUUGCAAACUGGCUUUCAAUCAUGUUUGAUUUGAUUUGAUUGGAUGUGAUGUUGUUGCAAUAGUACCGGUACUUGUCUAUAGAGCUAAGCUAGCUAGCUUUCGUGUUUACGGAUG